Messenger RNA from Mandrillus leucophaeus (drill), 424 nucleotides. It is a transcript of the gene RPS21, whose product is annotated as ribosomal protein S21. Gene Ontology annotation, cellular component: cytosolic small ribosomal subunit; ribosome. Lineage: Eukaryota; Metazoa; Chordata; Mammalia; Primates; Cercopithecidae. The transcript has 6 exons. The coding region runs from base 22 to 267 and encodes 81 amino acids. Gene Ontology annotation, molecular function: structural constituent of ribosome. Gene Ontology annotation, biological process: endonucleolytic cleavage in ITS1 to separate SSU-rRNA from 5.8S rRNA and LSU-rRNA from tricistronic rRNA transcript (SSU-rRNA, 5.8S rRNA, LSU-rRNA); translation; endonucleolytic cleavage to generate mature 3'-end of SSU-rRNA from (SSU-rRNA, 5.8S rRNA, LSU-rRNA). The record is from RefSeq and is a predicted model, not a curated record.
CAGGCUCAGCUCAGCCUCGAGAUGCAGAACGACGCCGGCGAGUUCGUGGACCUGUACGUGCCGCGGAAAUGCUCCGCCAGCAACCGCAUCAUCGGUGCCAAGGACCACGCAUCCAUCCAGAUGAACGUGGCCGAGGUUGACAAGGUCACAGGCAGGUUUAAUGGCCAGUUUAAAACUUAUGCUAUCUGCGGGGCCAUUCGUAGGAUGGGUGAGUCAGAUGAUUCCAUUCUCCGAUUGGCCAAGGCCGACGGCAUCGUCUCAAAGUAAGGUUGGGGGGCUCACAUUUGGGCAGAGUGAGUGGACUAGGGCUGCUCCAGAGAGAGGCGUGGUCCUAACGUUGUCCUUUUCCCCUGGUUCUAGGAACUUUUGACUGGAGAGAAUCAUGGAAGUGGAAUAUUUGUCAUAAAUAAAUAGUGAAAACCUA